Molecule: messenger RNA, 3027 nt
Organism: Formica exsecta
Lineage: Eukaryota; Metazoa; Arthropoda; Insecta; Hymenoptera; Formicidae
Gene: ova
Exons: 7
Coding region: 1132-3027 (631 amino acids)
Source: RefSeq, a predicted model, not a curated record
CACAUUGAAUAUAUAAAGUUGCCUUUAAUGUCACACCAUUUUUUGUUUUCUGUUGGUUUUAUUGUUGCGAAAAUUGGAGUUUAUAAUAGAACAUUAAUAUUAUCCAACAUAAUUUCCACUCAAUCUUCGAAGACAAAUAUUGAUGAAUGUUACAUUAGGCGAAUGGCGAAACAAGUUCACAAUCUUGUAAUUUUAUGGGCGCUAAAAGGAAUAAGUGACGGAGUUGAGACGUGACGUGUCGCCAUCUCAAGUUCACCGUAUGCCUAGCACACAGUGUAGCAAAAAGAAAGAACUGCCAUUCGGCAGAUUCUGUCGCUCUAUAACGACUACGUUCGCUGAUCGCAUGGACCCUGCAAUUUAUAAAUUGCGGAACGUUAAUUUCGGGAAUUAAUUCUGCUCACGUAAUCGCGAUCGAUUCUUGUAGAGCGCAGGUCACGCGUUACCCAAGUAUUUGUCAAUUGUCAUCGAUCCCCACUGCAAAGAAAAACUCUCCCGCGCUGCUUUACUGCUUAGUUAGGUGGCAACCAGUUGUAUUAGGCGUUGUAUAUGUACAGUGUGCGGUUACAUUGAAGUGUCACGAAAGAGUGAUGAUUACCACAUCAGGUGAAAAGUGUCCAUUUCGAAAAUAGGAUACGCAACACGAAGCUUCUGAAUGAGGAUAAUCUCGAAAAGAAAAGUUUGGCUUGCAAUAGACAAACCAACAUAUAUAACAUUGUGGAAUUCAUAUUUUGAUGGCAAAGAUGCGCAAAAAUAAUUAUUCUUAUGUUCGUUAUAAUGAUGGAUGCGUAACAAUUGUCACGUAAAGCCCGUUUGUGUGUAUCUAUAAAGUUACGAAUUUAAAUUAGCUAUUAAGUUAGACAACUUCUGCAGCUUUCUUUAGCUUUUUUGAAAUCUUUUUGAUUUAAAAAAAGCAUGCGCGCCGAAAAGUUUCUUAAAUAGAUAGAAGGCCAUCCAAGAAGGAAGAAAGAACAGAAAUAUUGUACACUAUUAUCGGACACUAUCAAAAAGUGUGAGUGAGGAUGCCGAAGCUUAGACUGUAUAUUACCAUGCUCUUGAAUGACAUUGAGCUCUGUGGGUAGAAUUGCCAAAGGAAGAAAAAAAAGGGAUUUUCACGCAGCAAAUAUAUCUUAAAUGGGGAAUAAAAUUGAUGAUUUUGGAAAUAUGAAGCUGUCAGCUAUACAAGAGAGUGAUAGAAAUAAUAUAAGAAAACUGCCUCAAAACAGAGUUUCUAACGAUGAGAUCAGAAUGGAUGAUACUACUAAUGAUAAAUAUCUAGAGGAUAACGGGACUUUAGCGAGGGAAGAGGGUUCUAUGGUAUCCAAUCUUCCUCUCUUAUUUGCUAAUGGAUAUCCUACAUCUUUGGAAAAAAUUACAAUGGUACAAUUGGAACGUUUUAUAUUGUUUAUGGUCCAUUGUUCGUUAGGCCAUGAUACUACUAAGGUUAUUAACAGACCUAAGUGGUGGCCUCAAGAUGUUAAAUUUUCAAAUCCGUUAACAAGACCUAAAAAGAUAAAUGAUAACUGGAUGGCAAAUUUAAAGAAAUUGGUUUUUCGAUGUUAUACAUAUCAUAGAAGUGAAUAUUUGUUACGUUUUUGCUCUUAUUUAGCACAAUAUCCUCAUGAAGAAUUAGAAUAUAUUAAUAAUUGGGAUUCAACAACUAGUCUAUAUCACAAAAGUACAGGAAAGCUAUUAGUGACCUUUCGCAAUGAAAACAUGUAUUAUGACAAAAAAAAUGACAGUCCUCGAAGAACAUUGUUAUCUUAUAAUGCAUCUUCAUCAGGUUAUGGAAACAAGACUAAACAACAAGCCCCCAUGAUGGUUCAACCACCAUGUGAUGAUAUUUAUUUAUGUGAUAAUUGCGAUGCUGAAUUCAUAGGCCUCGCAAAAAUGAAGGAACAUGAAAAAAUGUGUUGCGAACAAAACCAUGAUGGUAAUGGCUCACGCUCAUCUUCACCAGAUUUGUCCAUAGCCGAGCCUGAACUGCAACAGGAUCAAUUUCUGGAGUAUUUCCAAUUAUUUUCAAAUAAGACUGAAGCUAAGUCAAUUUGUGCGAAUAACGCGAAUGUUCCUGAUAACAGUAUUGUUAGACGAACUUCUAGACGUGUUAGAAGUUCUUUUAGCUUUACAAGAUACGCCACUAUCCCAUUCUCAUCACCCGCCGGUAUAAUGCUAGCAAAAAAAUCGAAAGCAAUGACCGAGGACACGCAACAAGAACGAUUAGAUAGAAUCGAAAGGCAUGUCACUGCACCUGUAUUGAAUGAUUCAUGCAGACCAAAAUGGCUAGACACUGAAGUAGAUUGUGAUAGAUGGAUAGUGACACACAAACAAAACCGGGAUAAACUGACAAGUGAUUAUGUGCAUCAAUAUAAAUUUGUCAACUCUUUUAAAAGCAAGCCAAUGCUGAGCAUACGAUCACAACUGCUGUAUGCUACAUGUCGACCUAUUUAUGUUGUUCUUACCCGCCUGAGUGAAAAACAAAUUGAUGAACUAAAGAAGGAUUCCUCAAAAUAUCAGUGUCCUCAGAAGAGUAUCAAUGUGCGGAAAGUUUUAUUAAUGAGAAGAGUGGGACCGGCUUGCAAAACAAAAUCGAAAAAAGCAACUUGUGAACAAAAUGCAGUUGUGUCUUCCAAACGUAAAGCACCAUUGGGAAAUGAAUUAGAUCCGAUCAUUGUUGAAGAUGAAGAUGCCGGUAUUAAUACAACAACAGCUAAAGAGACUUUAAUCGCGUUUACUGCUGUGAAAUCACCUUUGGAUAAUGUGGAGACUAUAAAACCAAUCAAAGAGAGAAAAUGCCCAUCAAGUACAAUAAUGUUAAUUGACCUCUGUUCAUCUGACGAAGAAGAAAAUGGUCAGAGUAGUCGAACAUCCUGCGACGAGAAUAGAGAUCCCAUGACUACAACAGAUUCUCCAAUUGCAAAGUCUCUCCUGCGAAAAUUGACGCCGAAACAAACUUUAUGCGAAGCUUUGCAUUUACCACGUACACUUAUCGACAGACUGGUUAUCGAACAACAUAUGGAACGAAGAUAA